Tauraco erythrolophus (red-crested turaco) is the source of this 760-nucleotide messenger RNA. The record is from RefSeq and is a predicted model, not a curated record. Lineage: Eukaryota; Metazoa; Chordata; Aves; Musophagiformes; Musophagidae.
AGGUGUGCGAGGAGCAGAAGUGCGAAGAAGAGGUCUUCCCCUUGGCCAUGAAUUAUGUGGAUCGCUACCUGUCGUCAGUCCCCAUGCGGAAAAACCACUUGCAGCUUCUGGGAGCCGUCUGCAUGCUCCUGGCUUCCAAGCUGCGAGAAACCAUGCCCCUGACUGUGGAGAAACUCUGCAUUUACACAGACAACUCCAUCACGCCUCAGCAGCUCCUGGAUUGGGAGGUUCUAGUCCUGGAGAAGCUAAAGUGGGACCUGGUCUCAGUGAUAGCAAACGAUUUCUUGGCUCACAUCCUCCAUCACCUCCCACUGCCUAAGGACAAGAUGGAGCUGGUGAAGAAACAUGCACAGACCUUUAUCGCCCUGUGUGCCACAGACUACACUUUUGCCAUGUACCCCCCUUCCAUGAUUGCAACAGGCAGUAUCGGAGCAGCGAUCCAUGGCCUGACGGUCUCUGUGAACAAUUUCACCGGUGAGGCGAUCACCGAGCUGCUGGCCAGCAUCACUGGCACGGAGGUGGACUGCCUGAAAGCCUGUCAGGAGCAGAUUGAGGCAGCCUUAGCCGAGAGCCUGAAACAGGCGUCCCAGACCCAACAGGAAUACAGCACCGCCAAGACUGCUGCUUACUCGGCCAGCCAGCCCACCAGCACGCCCACAGACGUCACGGACAUCAACCUGUGACCAGCCUCCCCUUCCCGAGAGCCGCCGGCCCCGCCGCAGCAGGACCUCGCCCUGGACACCGACAGGUCGCUGCAUCC